UUGUGCGGAGUGAGAUACUUUUGCGAUCGUCAUUGUCAAGAGCAAGAGACAAAGGCCUGCCAGUAUUAAAAUGGAGGAGUGGAGUCUCUCGAUCUCCCAAUCUCCCAAUUUAAAUCUGAAGCGAUCGGACUCUCGAAAGCGCUGACGCCGAUGAGAAGAUAUGACUGGAAUCGGUGCUUUGGCGGGUCGAUGGAGCGAUCUCUCAGUUAUUCAGCCGAUGCCCGUGCGUCAGGUUCAUUUUUAUUGUGGGAGUGGCAUUCGAUCGCCCAUCGAGUUCUUUGCAAAAUCAGUCGGUGGCCAGGUCCAGAAAUUAAAAUAAAUAAUAGAAUUAUAUAAAGGUGAAACCAAUACGCGAACACACAUACGUACAUAUGCGUAACACCCUGCUGAAGGUGUAUUUGUAGCUUUCUGUGGAAUCCCCCAGUGCAUUCCGGUUUUCCAAAUAACAACCGAACCACAACAGCAACAAAUAAACGUUGCUUCGUCAGCCGCACAGAAAGACAUUAAAAACCCCCCAAAAAAUACAUUAAUAAAAAACAGAAAAAAAAGUAAAAACCCUCUCAAUAAUUGAUGCACACCCACAAACUCGGUUACGCAAAAGUUCGAUUCGAUUCGUGUGCACAAGGUGUAGUGAAAUAUUAAAGUCCGCUCCCCUCGAAAGUCUGAUAAACGAGGCUCAAACCAACUCUCUUUCCCAGCCGCAUUAUGGUCAAGAUACCAGAACGCAUGAUUGUGUGGAUGCCAUUUCUUUUGGGGAUCAUCUUCCUCUGCUCUGCCAAUGCACAAAGCAUCUUUGGUCCUCCUCAACUUUCGGUGGGAAAUCCUCUGGCGCCUAUAACAGAACAAAAGGCAUUUGGCCAACAAGUCAGUCAUGUUACCUCCAUGCGUUCCAACUUUGAGGCUGGUGACCUAAACAGCAUUGCACAGGGAGUCGAGGACUUCGCACUGGAUAUACUCCAGCGCAUAUCCACUGAAUUGGAGAAGGCCAACAUUGACUACAUGAUAUCGCCCUUCUCCGUGUGGUCGCUUCUCGUUCUCCUUUACGAAGGAUCCGGGGGAGAGACCUACAACCAACUGCGUCAGGUCCUGCGGAUCAAUGUCGAGGAUGCUAAGCUUCGCGGAGCUUACAAGGUGUGGAGUUCUUUUCUGAACACCACCACUCCCACCAUUGAAGUGGCCACUCUGCAGGCCAUUUACACCGGCAAGGAUUAUCUGAUCAAGAACGACUAUCGGAAUUCCGUCCAAAGCUACAAUGUCCAGCCCGUGACAGUGGACUUCGAUAGCCCGUCUUCGGUGGUGCAGAUCAACGAGGACACAAAUCGCACAACUCGCGGUCUGAUUCCAUAUACUAUUUUGCCACAGGAUAUUUUUGGAGCCAGGAUGUUCCUGCUCUCCUCCCUUUACUUCAAGGGGCAAUGGAAGUACCCCUUCAACACAACUUUAACGAGAGACGAACCCUUCUACAACGAAAAUGGCGAGAUCGUCACCAGGAUACCCAUGAUGGUGCAGGAGGCGAACUUCGCCUACGCCUCCAACAUCGAGGGUCUGGACGGAUACGUACUGGAACUACCCUACGGCGUCCAGGACAGGCUGGCCAUGAUCGUGAUCCUGCCCAAGAAGGGUUUUAAACUCAACGACGUGGCCAACAACCUCAAGUCGGUGGGACUACGUGCCAUUCUCGAGCGAUUGAAGGCUUUCAGGAAAAAGGCUUUCGAGGACAACGAGGUGGAGGUCAUGAUGCCCAAGUUCGUCACAACCACAGACUUUGCACUUAAGGGAGUCCUAAACAAGAUGGGAAUCAAGGAUCUGUUUGACGAGAGUGCGGCCAAUUUGGAUCGCAUGUCGUCCGGAUUGUUUGCCAAGCUGAUCAUCCACUCGACGAAGAUCCUCGUGGAUGAGCAGGGAACCACGGCAGGAGCGGUCACGGAGGCAUCUCUGGUGAACAAGGCCACGCCGCCCAAGUUCGUGAUGAACCGACCAUUCCAGUACAUGAUCGUGGAGAAGGAAACCAGGCUGAUUCUCUUCGCCGGCCAAGUGCGAAACCCCAAGGCAAAAGUUGGAAUAAUGUUGGGCUUUCCGUUGCUAUUGGGCAUUUUAGUCCUUUUCUUGGUCCAGAAGCAAAAUGUUCAGGCGCAGAACAAUGUCGCCAAAGGAGUCGAGGAUUUCUCCCUCGAUCUACUCGAACGCGUAUCCGUGUCGAUGCAGAGCUCCAACCAGGACUUUAUGAUAUCGCCCUUCUCCAUUUGGUCCGUUCUGGUGCUUCUCUACGAAGGAUCGAGUAUGGAAACCUAUAACCAAUUGCGUAAGGUCCUGCGAAUCAAUGUGGAUGAGCCAACACUUCGAAACUUCUACAGGGCGAGGAGUCAAUUUCUCAACACCAAACAAUCAGAAAUCGAUGUAGCCUCUCUGCUGGGCGUCUACAUCAGUACGAAUUUUGAGGUCAAGCAGGACUAUCGAAAUGUACUCCAAUCCUAUAAUGUUCAGCCGGAGCAAGUGGAUUUCAACCGCCUGGAUACGGUUAGUCGAAUCAACCAGGCAAUCGAUCGCAGCACCCAAGGACUCAUAAAGAACUCUGUCAAGCAACGAGAUGUCUAUAAUGCCAAAAUGCUAUUGCUGUCCACCCUUUGCUUCAAAGGCAAGUGGAAGUUCCCCUUCGACGAGGCAUUGACCACAAUGGGUCCGUUCCACAAUGAGAACGGCGAGGUCAUCGCACAGGUUCCCAUGAUGAAGCAAGAGGCAAACUUCGCCUUCACCGGCAGAGUUCAAGGUUUGCGUGGUUCUGUCAUAGAGUUGCCCUACGGCUCCUUGGAGUGGCUAUCGAUGAUCGUCGUGCUGCCCCACAAAGGCGUCACAUUGAACAGCCUUGCCAACGAUCUAAAAAAAGUGGGAUUGCAACCCAUUCUGGACAAGUUGGCUGCUUACAAAAAAACAAACAGUGAUGGUAAGAUAGAGGUUCUAAUGCCAAUGUUUGUUUCAUCUACGGACCUCUCACUUAAGGAUAUUCUCAGUCAGAUGGGCGUCCGAGACCUAUUCGAUCAGCAAAAGUCCAACCUAGACCGCAUCGCACCUGGACUGGUCGCCUCGCUUUUUCAGCACUCCACGAAGAUAUUCGUCGACGAACAGGGCACCACGGCGGCAGCGGUCACGGAAGUUACCCUGGAAAACAAGAUUGGACCAGCCAGGGCCGAACUGAACAGGCCCUUCCAGUACUUGAUCGUGGAAAAGGAAACCGGCCUGCUGCUCUUCGCCGGUCAAGUGCGCAACCCCAAGACGGCUUAGCGAUUUGAGGAGAGCCUUUAUUUACAAGCCACAAUAAAUACGCUAGUUUAAGUCAAAUAAAGUUUAUUUCUUGGUA
Molecule: messenger RNA, 3355 nt
Organism: Drosophila ficusphila
Lineage: Eukaryota; Metazoa; Arthropoda; Insecta; Diptera; Drosophilidae
Product: serine protease inhibitor 77Ba-like
Exons: 9
Coding region: 706-3279 (857 amino acids)
Molecular function (GO): serine-type endopeptidase inhibitor activity
Source: RefSeq, a predicted model, not a curated record